This is a messenger RNA of Daucus carota subsp. sativus, 1269 nucleotides long. RefSeq names its product transcription factor bHLH79. Gene Ontology annotation, cellular component: nucleus. Gene Ontology annotation, biological process: regulation of DNA-templated transcription. NCBI's taxonomy places the organism in Eukaryota, Viridiplantae, Streptophyta, Magnoliopsida, Apiales, Apiaceae. The transcript is spliced from 6 exons. Gene Ontology annotation, molecular function: protein dimerization activity; DNA-binding transcription factor activity. The record is from RefSeq and is a predicted model, not a curated record. Bases 159 to 923 code for a protein of 254 amino acids.
AAAAACAUAAACAACACAAGAAGCAGCAGCAAAGCGUGAGUGGGGACUGGGGAAUGGGGAUGUUAAUGGAAGAUGCAGCAGCAGCUAGUAGGAGUUGAGUUAUUACAAGACAUUUAACUCAGUUGUCAAGUACAAAAACAAAAACCAAAGAACAUAGAAUGGAUAACAAUGUAACACCCAUAGUGAACGAGAAUUGUUUCUCAGCUCCAAACCCUUCCUCGUACACCUUGUCUGAGAUUUGGCCCCCUUCUUCUUCUUCUUCACUUCCAAACCCUAGUAACCAUAAUAAUAAUCUCGCAGCCCAAUUGGCUGCUGACGUCACCACCACUUCUAAUGACGACAAGUCCUCUCUUACACAUCAUAGCCGUGGCAACAACAAGCGCCUUAAGGACAGAACUGAGAAAGAUUCAAAUAGUAAGCGAUCGAAAGUGGUAGAAUCUGAGCAGGAAAAUUGUGGUACGAGGACUCAAGUGGAAGCAAGUUCGGAUUCAGGCACCAAGCCAACUGAGCCAGUUAAAGACUAUAUCCACGUGAGAGCGAGGAGGGGUCAAGCUACUGAUAGCCAUAGUUUGGCCGAAAGAGCGAGGAGAGAGAAAAUCAGUGAGAGGAUGAAGAUUCUGCAAGAUUUGGUCCCUGGAUGUAACAAGGUUAUUGGAAAAGCACUCGUGCUUGAUGAGAUAAUUAAUUACAUUCAGUCACUGCAGCAUCAAGUUGAGUUCCUUUCUAUGAAGCUUGAAGCAGUAAAUUCAAGAAUAGAGCCAACAAUUGAAGGAUUUCCUCUAAAAAAUCUUGGAACUCCUACACUGGAUGAGACUGGAUUGAUAUUUGCGUCGCAAACGCCAAGAGAAUAUGCUCAUGGAUCACAGCGUGAUUGGCUGCAUAUGCAGGUUGGUGGUAGCAUUGAGAAGCAACAUAAGAUCUAGUGCCUUUGACCAUUUGUAGUUGGGCGCGUCUAGUGGCAUAAUUACCUAAUCCUCCAGCACCAUCCUAUAUCAGUGGGAAGUAUCUGUUGCGGAGCUUUGUUUACUAGAUCCUCCUCUCAACCCCAAUUAUAUAUGUAGUUGUAAUACUGCACUUUAGCUCAAAAGACACUGUAUUUAUGGUAGUAUUAGCAUGCACCAUCUAAUAGGUAUGUAAGCUUGCAGCAGGAUAAAUUUGUGGCUUCAUGUAGUUGUAUGUGUUCCAUCUGAUUGUAGCAAGAGAUGUAAUUCACUCCUUUGUACCAGUCCAGCCCAUUUCUUAUCUUUGAUCAAUGAGUUUUAUGUAUAA